Messenger RNA from Harpegnathos saltator (Jerdon's jumping ant), 6193 nucleotides. RefSeq lists its product as uncharacterized. NCBI's taxonomy places the organism in Eukaryota, Metazoa, Arthropoda, Insecta, Hymenoptera, Formicidae. The record is from RefSeq and is a predicted model, not a curated record. Bases 550 to 3876 code for a protein of 1108 amino acids. Gene Ontology annotation, cellular component: plasma membrane. Gene Ontology annotation, molecular function: protein binding. The transcript has 10 exons.
CUAUCACUCUCUCCCUCGGCGAUCGGUCCGCCAAUCGUGCGACGCGCGAGCCUCGGACGAGAAGAGGAGCACAUUUCGCGCGUUUCCCGACGCGUUGGCUAGCCGGUGUCGAAGAAACUCUGUGUUGUGACGAACUAACCCCGCGCAUCGAAGUCCCGAGUGAGCCAUGAGCAGGUGACGUUAACGAUGUCCACGUAACUGAUAACGACGACGACGACGACGACGACGACGAUCGUGGUGCUCGUUGACGGCACGAGAAGCGUCAACGGUGACGGAGAAUUGUGCGCGCAGUGACUCGCGAGAUACUGCGACCGCAGCUGCGUGUGGAUGCGUGCGUGCGUGCGUGCGUGCCGUUCAGCAGCAGCAGGAGCAGCAGCAGCAGCAGCAGCAGCGUCGUCGUCGGGACGUCACAACACGCAUACUCUCAUAUUGCUCGCACCACGUCGCGUUGCUGGACGACCGGCUCGUCGUCGUCGCUCGCGCGAUCACCCUUCUUGGUACCUAAGCCAGGCGUUCAACGUGGCCGAUCCUUGGACAUGGUGAGGGGGCAUGUUGGUGUGUCGGCGGUUGCUGCUGAUCGCAGCCGCGAUCGCGGCCUCGAUCGAGGCUGGCUCGGCUAGUUACUCCGGCAUCUCGUCAGACUACUCCGGAUACCCGAGCUACGCGGUUUACUCCGGCGCGACGUCAUCCGAGUCCUCGUCCUCGUCCUCGUCGAGCUCGACGACCGGCCCGACAUCGGACACCGCUAACGGCGAGUCGCUCUGCCGACCGUCCGAGUUCCAAUGCGGCAUCGGACAUUGCGUCGCGCAGGACAAGUACUGCGACGGCGAGAAUGACUGCGACGACAAGGCCGACGAGCCGAGAUAUUGCACCCCCUGCAAUCGAACGUUGUACGGUGACGUCGGCCGGACUUACAGAGUGGAGAUACGCCGGCCAAGGGAGGAUCGACUGCCAUUCUUGUGUCACCUCAACUUCACUGCCGCCGGCUCCGAUCUCGGGGAUCUGGUCCAGUUAACUUUUGAUACCUUCACGGUCGGCCGCUUUCUAUCCUUCACGUCGGAAGGAUGUCCAGAUGGUUUCAUGACUAUUCGCGAGGAAGGUCGUCCUGCGACAGGAGGACAAUGGUGCGGCAGCGCGUGGGGCUACACCGUUUAUUACAGCGAAACUCCUUCCAUCAAUCUGACUUUAUAUUUACUGCGUUUAUCGGACCAGGGUAUCGGCUACAACUUCGAUUUCAAGCUGUCGUACAAGUUCCUGCGAAGAAGCGAGGCGCAUCUCAGGUACGGGAACAGCAGCAUGUCCACAUGGCGCGGCGAGCUGGUGAACGGCACGUAUUGCGAUCGCGUCCUCACCAAAUGCGACACUAGGGCUUGCCGGCUGCAGUCGCCGAAUUAUCCCGGAGUUUACCCCAGGAAUGUCACUUGCUACUAUCGGGUGGAGCAAAACCGCGCGCCGGUGGGUCACCGAGCUCUGCUUGCCGUUAGUCAACGGAACAGUCACAAGAUACACAUUAAGGACCAGGUCGUGAAGUACGACAGAAGUCAACGGGUGCUGAGGGUGUGGGAUCAGUGCAACGUCGUGCAAGAUUACUUGACGGUGUAUGACGGCAGCUCAACCUCAGACCGAGUGCUCGUAAGGCUGUGCGGAGGAGAUGCGGUGCCAGACAUCGUCAGCAGUCACAAUACGAUGUUGUUAGAGUUUCAUACAUCCCCGUACGACAAUCCGUUUCACCCGGUGCCAUUGUCUUUCCUGCCGGGAUUCGAGCUCGAAGUUCAGGUGAUCUUCGUCGACGAGAAAUCACGGAGCUUCGUGAAGGAGAACGACAAUUGCGACUUUUAUAUAUCCGGCGACGAGAACUCGUCGGGCAUCCUGGAAAACCCGAAGCACUCUUUGCCGCCGAACACGACCUGCCGCUACCACUUCCAGGGCAAGCUCAACGAAAUCGUCUGGCUGUCAUUCGUCAAGUAUUACGCCGCCAGCGUGGACGCUGCCGCCAACAUCGACACUGCCGCCGAUUGCAACGCGAAGCUCUUGAUAUGGGACGGCGACAUCACGAUGGACAAGCUCGUCGCUGUUCGAAAGAACGUCACGCUGAUGGGACAGUUCUGCAAGGACGACGUACCACGGCUCUGCGAUCACAGUCUACUGCGCAACAGCAGCCGGCACACGCGGCCGUGCAGCCUCGCGGAGAGCUACGUGUCGAGCGGCAGGGACCUCACCCUGGAGCACAUACUGCGCCAGGGUAGCGCGCUCUAUCCCAUCAGCUUCGUGCUCCGCUACGAGUUCGUGCACGAGGCGAUCUCGUGCAACCACGUGUUCGCCUCGUCGUCCUCGUCGAUCUCGCCCGCGUCUUCCGCCUCGUCCCUGUCGUCCUUGUCGUCGUCGUCAUCGUCGUCCUCGUCGUCGUCGUCGUCGUCGUCGUCGUCGUCGUCGUCCUCGUCCUCGUCCUCCUCCUCAUCCUCCUCGUCCUCCUCCUCAUCCUCAUCCUCGUUGUCGCUCAACGCUGGCAAAUUCGCGUCGCCCAAAAGCGUGUUCUUCUACGGCCGCGGUGGCGCGCAGAAUCUCAGCUGCGUGUACAGAUUCGAGGCCGAUCCCGACCACAGGAUAGAGCUGUCCUUCGCCAGGGCGUCCUUCGGCGGCAAGAGAUGCGCGUCCUACGUGGACCCACUGGUGAACCGUUGGACCUGCGACCGGCGCAUGGCGGAUGUUAGGAAGUUCGGCCUGGCGGACCUCGUCGUCGCGGAGUAUCCUUGGCAAGGAGUCGAGCUCGCUCGCGACUGCCUGUGCUCGAACGUGACCGACAAGAUCGUCGUGCGGACGCUGACGUCGAACGUGGUGGAAGUGAGAUUCACCGUCACGCUCAUGAACGUCACCCAAGACUACCGGGACUUCUUCUUCGACGGAGAGUACCGCUUCGUGCCCGUGGGCGCGGAGUCCAACGAGCACGGUUGCUCCACGAGGCUGGAGGAGCGACGGCUCCGUGGCACCAGCGGCGAGAUCUCCCUCAGGAGCCCGUUGCCACGCGUGAUCCCCGGUGUGGCUGCGGUCGAGGAGAUCCUCACGAACACGGAGGACCUCACGGCUACGCAGUGCGUGAACGAGCCGUGGCUGAUCGAGCCCGAGGACGCGCGCAUCAAUUUCCUGUACUUGAGGACCGCCGGCUACAGCAUCACCUUGGACAACGUCGAGGACUGCACGACCUUGAACCGAAUCGUCGUGUACUCGGCCGCGAACACGAAGGACCGCAACGUCAUCUGCCCGGAGGGCGGCGUCGAUACCGCCAAGACCGUCGACUUCUUCUCCGGCGGCUGGAAUUACAGCGCCGUGAACGUGAGCGUGGCGAUGGCGCAGCACUCCCGCAGCUUCGUCGUGGAGUUCCUGCAGCGGGAGCCCGGCUUCUACGCGGUCACGUGGAUCGCGAUCUCCAAGCGGUCUCCGGCCGCGUCCAACUUGGGCGCCAACGCGUUCACCAUAUUGCCCGCGGAGGACUGCCCAUACAGGUGUCCGGAGAUCCAAGCGUGCAUCAGCUCAGUCCUGUGGUGCGACGGCGUGCGUCACUGUCCGUCGGGCUUCGACGAGGAAGAGGCCAACUGCUCGUACCGUUUCGGCGUGACGUUGCUGUACGUCGCGGUGGGCGCUGGUGCUCUUGGUAUAUUCCUGAUCCUCUUGCUGGCCACCGGUUGUCUCAAGUACUGCCUCUACCGACACAAGGCGCGCAAAAAGAAGAAGAACGUCGCCCUGAACGUCAAUCAUCUCCACGUGAAUCACACCCAUCACAACAACGGCUUGACCGGUAGCCGGCUGAGCGGACGCUACAACCUAACCACGCCCCAGGAGAUGUACAUGGAGAAUUACGGGAAGGACAGUAUUUGUUGACAAUACGCCAUUGCCAAUAUCGAGACCACCGUGUGAAUAGUCAUGAUUUUUAAUGCCUACCUCGCUCUGGCCCUCCCUCACACACCGACCCCCAACCCCCACCACUAACCCCCUCGUCUAACCAUCCCCCAUCCCCCCAUCCAUCUAUCGGAUGAUGACCGGUGAACGGACCGGAGUGUACGGCAGCCAGACACUCCCAUCCUGAAAAAAGGCACACACAUUUGACAUACAAGGUUCAAAGGUGACGACCAUCGUCAGACACAACGUACACACUCAUAUACACUUACGCGCACACAAUACACACAUUAUACAUACAUACUCUCGCAGUAAUCGUACGAAAUCCCGUAGAAUAUAGACCCGAAGCACAUAGAAGCGAGCGCACGCGAGAAAGACGCGCGUCAGCUCGGUGGACCUCGUGCGGAAGAAGAGCGGGGUUGGCGCAGGUACUCGUGGCGGUAGCGAAGAGCGAGACUACCGCGUAUCCCCGUCGCGUAAAGAAGGAAGAGCGUCGAGCUUCCCUCCGCGAUGGAAUCGUAGCGAUCGACCUUGCGUUCGCUAUCGACUUGCGUACGAACGAUGAGAGCUUCUUUUCGACUCUUUUCGGCCAGUAUCAAGCAGCCACCAAAGCACGUCGGACGGAUCGCGGCGUGGAACGCCCGCGAUCCUUGCGCCGAGCGUCGAGGAGAGGAGGCGACGACGGUGGCUGCGAAGGAGGAGGAGCGCAAGAGGAGGAGAAGGUCGUGCGAAUGCACCCCGUACGCUCGUGGUAUAUGUACAUUUACGAUAAACACCGCAGUAUCAUGGUAGGUUUAGAUACACACGAUUUAGGAGUAAAAAGAUACGCGCGAGUGGACGCAGAGCGGCGAGAAUUGGCGUUUCACGUGUAUACAAAAUGCUUCUGAAGACGUAGAGGGUACGCUGUUUCCGUUGAGUGCACUUCUUGUCGCUCGCAGCCGGCGUAGUAGUCGGCGAUCGAGGCGAUCGGGAAUGUAUCGUGAACGCGCACGCGACGCGGGGCAUCCGACGAUGAAGGUAACGAGACAGAAGGAGAAGUCCCCCCCCCGGAUGGUUGACGCGCGAACGACGCGAGGUGCCGAAUCUCUCUCGAACUCGCGAGCUCGCGGCGUCGAGCGUUCGCGCCUUGCCAUGCCGAACAAGAGAACAAGUCCGACUCGUCCGAUCGCGGACGCAGCAAUCGCAAGAGAUUCACGCGAAAGAGAGAGAGAGAGAGAGAGAGAGAGAGAGAGUUGCUGACACUUGCUGAGGUUCGCAAUGUCGAGGCCCACCCGUGGACGUGGACGUUUUCGCGCGUAAUCUACCCCGUUACGUCACCCCGUCACGACCAAGUUCUGCGCUUCACUCGUCCGACUGUCUCGAUCUUUUCACAUUCACGAAACCUGUUCUCCACGUCGACCCGAUGAUCGAUUCUUUCUUUCCUUCCUUCUUUCUUUAUUCUCUUGUUCCUUUCUUUCUCGCUUGCUUGCUUUCUCUUCUUUGACAUUUUCUUUUCGCGUUGUCCAACGACUGCCGGCUACUUAAACUUCCAUAGGUGAUUCACGGAGAGGACGCUAUAAUACGUAACACGUAGAUAACACUCGCAUAGUCUAAGCUCGGUAUCGAAAUGCGCAUGGCUCGAAUGAGGCUUAAGUACCCAUGUGUGACUAACUAAUUGAAUGCCGAAGAAGCGUAUACAUCGUAAUCCAGUUACGAAUGUGUGUGUUUGAGCAAAAGUAUAUACAUACACAAACACAUCUAUAGACAUAUGACACACACAUAACACACACGCGCAUGCGCGCGCGCGCGCGCGGAAAUACAUAUACGUGCGCACGAGAGUUUCUCUACGCGUUAGCCUAUUAUAUACACUCGUGCAAUGUAUGGCAAAGCGCGUAUCUAACGUACGUCUGUAUGCUGUGAUAGAGGUAAACGUAUCAACAAUCGGAAAUAAAUCUCUCGCGUGAACUCACGUUCAAAUAUGCGCAUUUUCAGAGCCAAGGCCACGACCGAAGGCCAAGCGCGAAAAGCCUCUCAACGCUCACCCUCGACGACGUCGAUAUCUUAACGCGGUCAAACGUGUCGCUCUUAGGUCACAUUACGUGUUCAUAGAAAGGUACGCGAUACAUGGUGCAAGAUUCAAGAUAUGUCUUGAGAGAGAAUAAGGGAGAGAGAGAGAGAGAGAGAGAGAGAGAGAGAGGGGGAGAGAGGUAAAGGAAAAAAGAGAGAAAGAGAUUCGAACGAAAUUGAACGAGGCGAAUUUAUAUUGAGCCAUCGGACGAAAUAACGAUGUUAGUCUCGGCAAAAUGUGGAAGUUAAUGGACUU